AUGGACAAUGACACCAAACCUGAACUAGAGAUGGGUCCCAAUGCACUAUCAGAGAUAUUCACGCCGGAGAUCAAAGCAGAAGUAACAGCCCUGGUUCAGGCAGCUUUAUCUAAGAUACAGCCGUCAGGUUUCGAUUGCUCUAUCAACAAGGCGUCACCAUGCACUAUUCGAGUUUCGUCAGUCGAUACUGAAACGGAAGCGGACCGCAAGUAUAAAGAGAUCAUAUCCGCAUUUGACGCCAAAUUAGCGGAAAGCGACAGGCAGCUUCAGAGCGCGUAUCAUGAUCUUAGCGAUGCGCAGGACCAACUCGAGAAACAGCGGGCCAAAUCGGUCCAGCUCGAACAGAGAAUAUUACAGAUGUCUGAGGCAGAGGGCAUACUUAAGUCUACGCUUACUGCUCUUCACGCUGAAAGGGAUAGUGCGUUGUCCCGUGAGCGGGAGGCUCUGCUGUGCAGAGAUCGGGCCGAGAUGCAUAAUGCUCAAUUGUCAAGCCAGAUCUCUGAGCUCCAAGGCGAUUUAGAUCUGAAGACAGCAGAGCUGAACGAUGCUAGUUAUAAACAGCAACGACUGGAGAGCCUAAUCAACGAAUUAAACAAGGAGAAUGCGUCUUUGCGGCAGACUUUGUCCCCUCAGGGGGCUCCAACAGGGGCUCCGACUCAAUCCGGAGUAGCAACCAGUCCGCAAAUGGGUCAACCGCCUGCCAACUUGUACUUCUCUGUACCAAUGGCCCCCGGUGGCCGUCGUCACACUGCCCCGAACGCAUUUGCUCCUGUAGCUCCAACCAUCCUCAGUAUCCCGCCUACCAGCCGGCUACCCAAACGAGCUCGAGCUGACUCGAACGCUUCACCUACUUCAGACAGCACGCAAUCUCGUGCUUCCUCUGGUAGCUCCACAAAUUUUGCGCUUCGUCCUAUCAAAGUUGAACAUUCCGCUUCAAACCCACUGGCAUCCACAGAAAUUGUACCACCCAAUCACAAUGGCGAUGUUCUUCCGCGGUACAAGGCUUAUUCCUCAAUAUCUCCGGUCACACCCGUAUCUCCCUAUUAUACGCAGCAAACUGCAUUUGCCUCGCCUGCCCACCAUCAGAAUCAACCACCAUAUCAGGCACCUCCUGGCGUGCCUCAGGGAUCAACAUCUGCGCUCCCUGCUAUGGCAGCUUCCCAAGUUAAGUGUCACCCUCCGCAAUCUUUCGUAUCUGCUCCUGCGCAUACGACGAAGCCCGCACCACAAUGGGGACCCAUACAAGAAUUUAUCAGCCAGAUGUUUGCCUUUACUGUUCCAGGAUUCCCAGAGUGCAAAAUAUGCAAGGUUCGGCCUAUGAGUCCUAACAGACCAACUCUGCCACCCACUGUACCCGACUUGCUCGCGCAUGCAGAACAGCACCAUGGUAAAACCAUGGCGCCCAGACCCACCCAACGGCAACAAACUCAACCAUGA
This is a messenger RNA of Rhizoctonia solani, 1437 nucleotides long. Its product is annotated as PTPS domain-containing protein. The record is from RefSeq and is a predicted model, not a curated record. The transcript has 3 exons. Bases 1 to 1437 code for a protein of 478 amino acids. Lineage: Eukaryota; Fungi; Basidiomycota; Agaricomycetes; Cantharellales; Ceratobasidiaceae.